AUGGGCAUCUCUUGGGACAAAUGGCACAAGUGCUGCAAGACUAGGGGCAAGAGAAAGCCCUACGACAAGAAGCAGAAGUAUGAGUUGGGGCACCCGGCUGCCAACACCAAGAUUGGCCCCCACCGCAUCUGCACAGUCCGUGUGUGGGGAGGUAACAAUAAAUAUGGUGCCCUGAGGCGGGACAUGGGGAAUUUCUCCUGGGGUUCAGAGUGUUGUACUCACAAAACAAGGAUCACUGAUGUUGUCUACAAUGCAUCCAAUAACAAGCUGGUCCAUACCAAGACCCUGGUGAAGAACUGCUUCGUGCUCACCGACAGCACACCGUACUGCCAGUGGUACGAGUCCCACUGUGCGCUGCCCCUGGGCUGCAAGAAGGGAGCCAAACUGACUCCUGAGGGAGAAAAGACUUUAAACAAAAAACAAUCUAAAAAAAUUCAGAAGAAAUACGAUGAAAAGGAAAAGAAUGCCAAAAUCAGCUGUCUCCUGGAGGAGCAGUUCCAGCAGGGCAAGCUUCUUGCGUGCAUCGCUUCUUGUGUGCAUAGCCCAUGACUAUGUGCCAGAGGGCAAGGAGUUGGAGUUCUAUC
Messenger RNA from Pongo pygmaeus (Bornean orangutan), 584 nucleotides. RefSeq names its product small ribosomal subunit protein eS8-like. NCBI's taxonomy places the organism in Eukaryota, Metazoa, Chordata, Mammalia, Primates, Hominidae. The transcript has a single exon. Gene Ontology annotation, cellular component: ribosome. The coding region runs from base 1 to 549 and encodes 182 amino acids. Gene Ontology annotation, molecular function: structural constituent of ribosome. The record is from RefSeq and is a predicted model, not a curated record. Gene Ontology annotation, biological process: translation.